AUGGUAUUCUGGGCCAGCGACAUCUUUACGUCGAGGAGGACGAGUAUGGCUACUAUCUGGUUGGCAGCAACUCUUGGACCUCGUGGAUCACUCAAGAGGCUGACCAAGAAGGAUUACAAUGCUGUAGAGAUUCCUAAAGCUUGUGAAUUUCUGGAUACGCCUCCUGAACCUCUUGCCCUGCGCAUGACGUACGUUUCUGGGGUAUUAUUCCGUUUGAAAGCUGUGUUUUACUCUAGUCAAACUAGAUCAAAUCUCUUGGUCGGCGUAGCUCGAGUGUAUUCUCAACAGUGGCAGUUUUAUCUUGCUGAUGUCAAUCAUGUGUUUCUGGCUAUACGCAAAGCAUACGGAUCCAAGAGCGUCAAAGAAGUGAAUAUUGACAUGCCUAUCGCUGAAGCAAGACCUGAGAACAUAACAGUGCCCAUCAACCCUGAUGCGUUCGGACCAGGAGGACCGUUUGACCUGAAUAGAGAACAAGGCAUGGAUUGGCUUUGGAAUGAAGAUCUUGAACAUGCUGGACCUUUAUCACUUCUAGGAUCCCAGUCUACUCUUCAUGAAGGUGAGAAAAGAGCAACUGGAAAAUCACCUAGCUCUGUCACCGGAGAUCCACAAUCUGCUAAGAGGAGUCGUGUGGUAAAAUCUGUUGCAAAGGACUCCAUCACGUUGAAAGAACGAAGUCUGUUAGAUGAUACUCCUGAUGCAUGGAGUCGUCAUCCAGGGCAAGUUGAUCAGUUCUUUGAUGAUAGUAGUAUGGAUAUUGGCCUUGAUCUUGGUUUUCCAGACGAUGCACUUCUACAAAGUCGUGCAACUUCAAUCUUGGGUCGUGAUUCAGACAUGGCAGAUGAAGUUCGUCGAGAUCAUGCGGAAGCUGCCAAACCUAAACGCAAACGUGAGCUUCGCAAGAUUGUCAAUGAAGACGAAGAAUAUGAAGACGAACAGCUACAAUGUCAUGCUUCAAAUCAAGUCAUGGAAGAUGACUAUCUAGCCAUGGAUCAAGAUGAUGGAAAUCAGCCCAUGAACUUUCUUGGCUCACCACCAAACCAACCUUCAUCACAUGCAUCUCAUCAAGAAUGGUGCAAUGAAAGAGAAGGAGACCAACCACAAGAUGACUCUCCCUUCUUUUUCGAAGAAGCUGCUAAUACCGACAAAAAUAAGAAGAAAAAGCAUACCAAGACGAAGGGUAAAACAACUCGUCGUCGCUACGAGGAUGAUGAAACCUAUGGAGAAGUAGACCAACUAUCACAAGAAACAAGGAAACGCCAAAACAAUAAAAAGAAAAGCCUUUUGAUUGAUGAACGUAUUGCAUUGACUGAUCAAGAAAUGAGAGUUAUGAUUCAGUCUUCUAAUGUUGCAGAAACUGAGGAAUGGAAUCAGCUGCAACAACGAGAACGAGACGAAGUCCAGCGUAAGCUCGUUCACAAAAUGUUGACAAAGCCAAUUCUCAUGUUGGCUCCACAACUUAUUGACUUUUAUCAACUAAUCAAUCGUCGUCGACGAUGGGGUGUCAUCCCAACUCAAUUUCCUCCUCAAGCACUCUUGGAAACACGUCCUGCUACACACUUCUCAAGCGAACAAGGAAACGGCUCUGCUUCUAAUUCGGAAUAUCGAUCUGACGCUGGAGGUGGUGACUAUUCGAUGCCUGACGCUCAAGACUAUGAACAUGGUGAUCAAUUAUUUGCUGAAAGUGAGGACCCAGAAAUGGAAAUGGGUCGUGAGCGUCCACCAACUCCUCAGUCUGGACGAGUUGAUGCCUUCUCUUGGCAACAGCAACAACAAGGACUAGCAAACUCUCGUGUUGGAUCAGGCGCAGGAUCAUCUGUAACAGGUAUUGGUGGUGGUGGUGGUGGUGGUGGCAACUUGAUGGGUGGAUUUGGUGGUGCCACUGGCGCUGGACAGCCAUCUGCAUCGUUCAACACAUUGGAAGAGACGCCUGAACGAUUUGGUAGUCGUCGAAAGAGCUCUGGCGUAUUCCCUCCCUUCCACGAUCGUUUCUCACCUUUGGGUGAUUUGCCUAUGGGCGAUGAUGAUGCUGGUGGGAUCUUCUUUCCAGUUGAUGAAACAUCCAAGGAUGGUGAAACAGACGGUCAUCAAUUCAAAGGGAAUGCUGUGUUGGAAAAGGAUAGUGAAGCCUUCUUGAGUUAUGCACUUGGAAUCAUGAAAGGUGCUCAAACAGACCAUGUUUUUUUCUUUGAUCUGGUUCCAAAACAAAUUUCUUCUCGUGCUGCUGCUUCUCGUGCCUUCUACCAUGUUCUCACGUUGGCCAAUCGAAACAUUGUCAGUGCUUCUCAAGAGGAGGCUUAUGCUGAUAUUCGUGUCGAUAAGAUUUAA
This is a messenger RNA of Synchytrium microbalum, 2325 nucleotides long. RefSeq lists its product as uncharacterized. The transcript has 17 exons. Gene Ontology annotation, cellular component: cohesin complex; synaptonemal complex. Gene Ontology annotation, biological process: mitotic sister chromatid cohesion; synaptonemal complex assembly; replication-born double-strand break repair via sister chromatid exchange. The record is from RefSeq and is a predicted model, not a curated record. Bases 1 to 2325 code for a protein of 774 amino acids. Lineage: Eukaryota; Fungi; Chytridiomycota; Chytridiomycetes; Synchytriales; Synchytriaceae. Gene Ontology annotation, molecular function: protein binding; chromatin binding.